Bubalus bubalis (water buffalo) is the source of this 5294-nucleotide messenger RNA. RefSeq names its product hypoxia inducible factor 3 subunit alpha (gene HIF3A). Bases 852 to 2570 code for a protein of 572 amino acids. Gene Ontology annotation, biological process: regulation of transcription by RNA polymerase II; cellular response to hypoxia. Lineage: Eukaryota; Metazoa; Chordata; Mammalia; Artiodactyla; Bovidae. Gene Ontology annotation, molecular function: RNA polymerase II transcription regulatory region sequence-specific DNA binding; protein dimerization activity; DNA-binding transcription factor activity, RNA polymerase II-specific. The transcript is spliced from 14 exons. The record is from RefSeq and is a predicted model, not a curated record.
CAGCCAGGAGACCGAGGUGCUGUACCAGCUGGCGCACACGCUGCCCUUCGCGCGCGGGGUCAGCGCCCACCUGGACAAGGCCUCCAUCAUGCGCCUCACCAUCAGCUACCUGCGCAUGCACCGCCUCUGCACAGCAGAAUUCUGUCGCUUGGGAGUCCCUGCUUCUUUAGAAUUCUGCCCAUCUGGAAGGUCCUGCCCAAGAAUUCUGAACCUUUGGCAAGCUUGGCCCCCUUGGAAUUCUGACUCCCCUUAUACCUUGGCCUCUUAGAAUUUUGACCCCUGGGAAUUUCAUCCCGUUAGGAUUCUGCCCUCCUCAGGGUUCUAUUAGGGGCUUCGCAGAUGGCUCAGUGGUAAAGAAUCUGCCUGCAAUGCCAGAGACUCAGGUUUGAUCCCUGGGUUUGGAAGAUCCCCUGGAGAAGGAAAUGGCAGCCCACUCCAGUAUUCCUGCCUGGGAAAUCCCAUGGACAGAGGAGUCUGGCAGACUAAAGUCCCAAAAGAGUCAUAGUACACUACUUAUUGACUAAACAACAAGAGUUCUAUCCCCCUGGGAUACCCCUGCCUUCCUAGAAUUCUGUACCCCUGGGAAGCCUUGUUCUCUUAGAAUUCCAGUUCUCCUUGGUCCUUCCCUCUUCCUUUGGACUCCAAGUCACUGGGAUGUGCACCACUCACCUGGGGGUACCUGUAAGUCCCUCUGAGUGAAGGAAAGCAGAGGGAGGCUAGCCAGGGCGGGCUCACGGCUGACUGGACACACCCCAUCCAUCCUGGCCCGGACACCAGGGGAGUGGAACCAGGUGGGAGCAGGGGGCGAACCGCUGGAUGCCUGCUACCUGAAGGCCCUGGAGGGCUUUGUUAUGGUGCUCACCGCCGAGGGAGACAUGGCUUACCUGUCAGAAAAUGUCAGCAAACACCUGGGCCUCAGUCAGCUGGAGCUGAUCGGACACAAUAUCUUUGAUUUUAUUCAUCCCUGUGACCAAGAGGAGCUUCAAGAUGCCCUGACCCCCCGGCAGAGCCUGUCCAAAAAGAAGCCGGAGGCCCCCACGGAACGGUGCUUCUCCUUGCGCAUGAAGAGCACCCUCAGCAGCCGUGGGCGCACCCUCAAUCUCAAGGCGGCCACCUGGAAGGUACUACACUGUUCUGGACACAUGAGGGUCUACAAGCCCCCGGCACAGACUUCCCCGGCUGGGAGUCCCAACUUGGAGCCCCCUCUGCAAUGCCUGGUGCUAAUCUGUGAAGCCAUCCCCCACCCUGGCAGCCUGGAGCCCCCGUUGGGCCGAGGGGCCUUCCUCAGCCGCCACAGCCUGGACAUGAAGUUCACCUACUGUGAUGAGAGGAUCGCGGAGGUUGCCGGCUACAGCCCCGACGACCUGAUUGGCUGUUCUGCCUAUGAGUACAUCCACGCGCUGGACUCGGAUGCAGUCGGCCAGAGCAUCCAUACGUUGCUGAGCAAGGGCCAGGCAGUAACGGGGCAGUACCGCUUCCUGGCCCGGAGUGGUGGCUACCUGUGGACCCAGACCCAGGCCACAGUGGUGUCAGGGGGCCGGGGUCCCCAAUCUGAGAGUAUCGUCUGCGUCCACUUCCUGAUCAGCCGAGUGGAAGAGACCGAAGUGGUGCUGUCCCUGGAGCAAACAGAGCAACACUCUCGCAGACAUGUUCAGCGGGGCAGCCCCUCUCAGAAGGAUGCUCCUAAUCCUGGGGACAGACUUGACACCUCUGGUCCCCGGAUCCUGGCUUUCCUGCACCCCCCUGCCCUGAGUGAGGCCGCCCUGGCCGCUGACCCCCGUCGGUUCUGUAGCCCUGACCUCCGUCGCCUCCUGGCACCAAUCCUGGACGGGACUUCAGUAGCUGCUACCCCCAGUGCACCCCCAGCCACGCGGCGCCCCCAGAGUCCUCUUCCGGCUGAUCUCCCAGAUGAUCUCUUUGUGGACGUGGAGAAUGCACACAAAGUCCUGGCCUCUGGGAAAGACCUGCAGACAGUGGAGACAGACCUAGAUAUCGCUCAGGACGUCGAUGCUCUGGAUUUGGAGAUGCUGGCCCCCUACAUCUCCAUGGAUGAUGACUUUCAGCUCAACUCCAGCGAGCAGCUACCCAGGGCCUACCACAGACCUCCAGGGGCUGUCCCCCGGCCCCGUGCUCGGAGCUUCCACGGCAUGUCACCCCCAACCCCUGAGACCUCCCUGCUGCCCCGCUGGGGGAGUGACCCCCGGCUGAGUUGCUCCAGCCCUUCCAGAGGGGAUCCCUCAGCAUCCUCCCCCAUGGUUGGGGCUCGGAAGAGGGCCCUGGUCCCGAGCUCAGAAGACGAGGCAGAGAAGGUGGAGCUCCUGGGCAUCAGGCCCCCCAAACGAUCCCCCAGCCUAGAACCCGAAAACUUCCUGUUGCCUCCCCUCAGCCUGAGCUUCCUUCUGACAGGAGGACCAGCCCCAGGGAGCCGGCAGGAUCCCAGCACCCACCUCCUGGAACUGAAUGAGCCCCUGGGCCCGGGCCCCUCCCUGCUCUCUCUCUACCCGGACGAGGACACGGCCCAGCCCAGGAGCCACUUUCAGCUAGCGGCAGGCUUGGCCCAGGCCAACUGAGUCAGGUGCUCUUCUCAUCUCCUUUCUCCUCCCCAAGAAAGGAUGUCAACCAUGCUCCAAGCCGGCAGCCAACGCACAGGAUGGCGGCGCCCAGAGAAGGGUUCCCUCUCCCGUCUCGGUGACCCCUGCCCGCCUCGGGCCUACCUCAGCCCCCACCCUUCCGCCCCCCACCAUUUGGGGGUGCUCUGGGGUGGUCUCAGCUCAGUGACCUCUGGGAGGGGGUCCCUGGCCCCCUCCUGCUUCACUCAGGACUUCCCUUGAGGUUCUCAAUCCUGGUUACCUCAUCCUUUUCUUCAACUCUCUUGGAUUUAUUUUCGGUAAUUGGGGGUGGGGGAGGUUGGGGUUCAGAUCUGUAUUUCUGGGCUUUGGGGUGUACUGAUAAUCAUAUUCAUGUUUCUUUCUAUCCAUCUUUCUUUCAUUCUUAUUUUUGUUGUUUUCAUGGUAUGUUUUUAAUUGCUACAAAUUGCCUGGGGUCUGUCUAUAAGAAUGUGGGACUCUGAUCUCCCCCCCCCCAUCAUAGGUGUCAAUGGGGAAUGGGGGCCUCUGGGCCAGACCUAACUGCCUAACCACAUCCUCCUCCAGGCCCCAUGACUUCUCAUUGAGCCCUUAGUCUCCCAAGCAGCCACCUAGCUCUGCCCACACCUCCACUCUGGACUUCCAGCUGGUUCUAGCCUGAUCUGGACACCAGCUCCAACGCUGGUUUUCCUAUCACAGGUGUAGCCUCCCGCCUCGGCUUCCAGACCAUAAAACCUCCAACGCUUUCUGGAGUCCUCACUCAGCUUUUGACCCUCUGUGGUUCUACUGUGCUACUCCCAGCAUCUCUGGUUCUAGACUGUACAACCUUCAACAUUCUCCGGUUCUAGACCACAAACUUCACGCCUUCUCUGGUUCUAGAUGUGUGCCCCCCCCCCCCCCAUCCAUCUCUGGUUCCAGACUGCACAAUGCCCAAUGUGGUCCGCUUUAGCUCUCCCAUCCUCCAGACCACUGGGAUUCUAGAUCUCCUAGUCUUCAGCUUUUUCUCAUUCUGGAGUUCAACUUUCCAACUCUUUCUUCUUUACAGUCACCAAAUCUGUCUGGUUCUAAGGCUCACAACUUCCAACCCCCUCUGGCCCAGGACCACCAGAAUCCUCUGCUUCUAGAACUCACUCUCUGCCUUCCUCUGGUUCUAGAGCCCUUCCCACACUUCUCCCUGGUUCCCAAUGGCACAUGCUCCCACUCCUGCUGAUUCCAGCUGUUAAGACCAACGAUUUCCUCUGAUGUUGUACCUCACAACCCCAAGCUCUCAGUUGGUGCUACUCUUCCUGAUCUUUGAUGCAUUUCUUUCCAAAUCCAGACUCUGUAACGUCUAGAUCAUUUUGAUUCAUGAUGCCCAGCUUGUUCCUUUUCAACUCUAGACUUGAGACUUGCUUUUCCCAUCAAAAGGAAGAUAUGAGUUUUAUGUCUUGAGCUUGUAAUUAGUACUUUCUGAACUAGACACCACAUUCCAGUUCUCCUUCACUCUAGUCCUCAUGAUCUCUACCAUGAGGUAGAGAUUUACUGGUUCUGGACUAUAUAUAAACCUCUAUGUCUUGCAAUUUACAAGACUCUGAUUCCAGAUCUGAUUUUCUCUCUCUUCUCUGGUCCUAGAAACUGGCUUUAAAUGUCUUCUGAUUUCAGACCUCAUCCUAGAAAUUCCCUUGGUUCUAGACCUUACAAUCUCCAAUUCCCUCUUAUUCCACAUUUUAUGACUCCAAAUUACCCUGCACCUGGGACUCAGCCUUCAAACAUCUUCUGAUUAUAGACCUUGCUUUAUCAACAUUUCUGGUUCUAGACCUUACAGCUCUAAGCUUUGGGUUCUAGGGUUAAGCUUGCCCAAAUCCCUCUAGUUCUAGACCUUGGUCUUCAGAUUUUUUCAAAUUCUAGUCUUUAUUCUUUAUCUCUAGUUCUAGAUCUCACAGCCUCCCAACUGCCUCUGAUUUCAGAUCCACAUUCUUGUGGUUCUAGAACUCAGCUGAUUUUAGAAUCUGGACCUUGCCCUGUAGAUUCCUCUGGUUCCAAAUCUUAAGACCUCUAACUCUUUGAUUUCAGACCGCACCCUCCUAAUUCUAUUCUGGGCUUCCCACCCAACUCAACUAGCUCCAAUUACUACUCUCUGUCUUAAGUCUUCCCAUUCCAGAUCCUGACCCCCCAGGUCCUUGGGCUAAUGGACCUCUCUGUUCUCAGUCUCAUAUCCCUAAAAAUUCUCUGUCCCAGACCCCCCUCCACUUCCCACCUCAGUCCUCCAGACAUAUACUUACCUUUACUUAACUCCAAGUAUCUGGGGAACCCAGGGCUCCCUCACAAUCCAGGAGACUUCCCCAGCCGCACAGGCACACGCACAGCCCAAUCUACAUAUCGCGGGGUGGGGAGGAGGCCUGGACUUCUCAGUACUCUGCCACCCAGUGUCCCUGCCCCUCUCCAAAUUUCUUUCUACGAUGGUGCUCUUCUUGGUCUCCCACAGGAGAAAGCCUCACUCUCUCCACCCAAUUCACUCCCCUUUUUGGAAGGUACUUCUCAUCAUUUCAUCAAGAGAUGGCCUGUCCAGAUCGGUGCUAUGUUGGGGGGAGAAGGAUCUGACCCCUCUCUCCCUCAGGGGGUGACCUAGGCUGGGCUGGGGCGGGGGGAGGGGACCAGACCAGCCACGCUGGCUCUGAAACCCAUUAAUCUCUAAACCUCCAUAAAGAUCUCGCCUUGGUAGGCACCAGA